AUGCGGCUAUCACCUGAAGAAGAAGCACUUGUGGAUCAAGAUGUGUUAGACUACUUGAAGUUAGAUCCUCAGUCACCGAGUGAUGAAAUGGACGCAGACCGUAGCAUGACACCACUUGUGGCGCAUGGGGCGGCCACGUGGGACCAACUAUGCGGUGAUCUAGAUGCGCUGCUUUCUCGUAUCUCACUUAGCGUGCCCAAGAGCGAAUUCGGGAAGCGUGUCAUACCGUAUCUCUCCCAUGAGAUUGGUGCUGAAGGGAUACGUGCCACCCCGAAGAUCAUAAAAGGCAUUCAUGAGUUACCAUUUCCGUCUACACUGAACGGAGUUCAGUCAUUUCUAGGCAGCCUGAAUUAUUACCACAAAUUCAUUGAGGAAUAUGCUGUGGUAGCUGCUUCACUCUAUGAGUUGACCGACGAUUAA
Molecule: messenger RNA, 420 nt
Organism: Phytophthora megakarya
Lineage: Eukaryota; Oomycota; Peronosporomycetes; Peronosporales; Peronosporaceae
Source: the annotation of a GenBank genome assembly